AUGGCUGGGACUGAUGUAGCUCGUUACGCUUGCGACUACUGCAGGCAGAAGAAAUUCAGAUGUACGAGGGAGUUCCCCAAGUGCGGCGCAUGCAAGCCAUGGCCUGGUCCAUGCAACUAUUCGCGGGAUAUUCCGAAUACUGGUACCAGUUCCACGACUACCGCUGCGUUGGCAAGCGGUCAGAAGCCCGAUGAUAUUCAAUUCCGAUUGCAAAAUUUGGAAACAGCAAUUCAAGGCCUCACCGAUAUCGUCAAUAAAGCGGUGGUAGCCAUCAAUGAAAUAUCCUCGAUUUCGAUGAAAGACAAUAAUGCCAUUAUUCCGACUACUUCAGCUGACAAUGACGAUCAGUCUUCGAGAUUAUCUGUUGGCAAGCAGAACUCCUUUGCGGUAUUGGAUGAUGCUACCAAUUCUGUUCAUAGGGUGACUAGAAGCUUGCAUCCGUCACUUCAGCAGAGUGCUGCAACCGAAUUACAGUUCUUAUCUACUUCAUUGACGACAGCAGUAGAUGAUAACCGAUUAAGAAGAGAUUCUUUUUAUGUCCCUCCAAGGCCUCAAGGUUACCAGUUGAUAGGAAAGUUUCUCGAAAGCGUCUGCCUAGGCGAUGCAUUCUUCGUGGCACCAUCUGAAGAGCAAGUCAUCCAAGUGAUUUUCGAUCCGGAACGCGUUUUACGAAAGGCCUGGAUCGUGUACAUCGACUAUAUGAUUCUAGCAAUGCUAUCUGAGGAUCAAAGCACUGAAGCCAAAGGGUUCCGAAACAAUGUGAAGUUAGCCCUCAACGACAGCAAAAUCUUCCUCGAGCCGCACCUCGUACAUCUCCAGGCACUCAUAUUGCUAGCCAUCCAUGGUGAAGAUUAUGCAUCUCCAAGCCUGUCAUGGAUGCUUGUGGGUCAUGCGUGUCGCCAGGCUGAGGCACUAGGACUUCACUUGUCUAAUAACCUAGACUUUGAGACUUAUCAGAGACGACUUAGUUUAUUCUGGAUGCUUUUUGCUGUCGAAAAGUCAUGCUCGUUGGCAUUUGGCCGGCCAUCUUUGCUUCCGUCCAACGCCUUUCCCAAGGUUGAGCUCCCGCAACUGGGACACUUGACACGUUUCCAACCUCGAUCUGAAUCAACAGAUGGGCAAGGACUGUCAUCAGUUUUCGGAGCCCAUAUGUUUCUUGCGCGUAUGAAGCUUGCGCGCUUGACAGGAGACGUUCUAGAUCUGAUCAACAGCGCAGCCGUGGGCUCAAGGAGAGACCAGUUGAAAAUGGACUUGAUUGAGUGGCAGACUCAAACCAAGCAGCUGCUAAAUGGUAUCUUGGACGCCGAAAGGGCUUCGUCUAGUUCGAAUCAGCUGCGAGAAAUGUCACUGGGCAUGAGCACCAUGAAUUUUGAGUAUCUACACAUUUUUAUGGUUCUCACUAGAGCCGAUGCAUCUUGCGUAGACUCAAGACUUGACGCUGCGCGAGAGGCUAUUUCUCUUCUUCCAUCGUUGUUCCAAUUGCUGGCCCCUCUUUGUGAACGUCUUAAGAACGUUGCAAAUGUGUUUCACCGUUUAGUUGUCAUUCUGGUUGAUGGCCAUGGCACUUCAGAGCAGGACAAAGAUUUGACUCAGUCUACCUCCGAUGGGAAUGCAUUAGACGUCAGUAACUUGGAUAACUAUGCCGUCAAGACUUUCGAAGACAUUCAGGUUGAGCUGGGCGACGAGACUGGGGUUGACUUGAGACAGUAUUUGGAAUGGCUUCCAGCAGAUGUAUUUACCGUUGAAUCUGUGCCACUUGGAGAUGUAUCAGCUGGGGUUAUGGCCAGCGAGACAUUGAACAACUUUGUAACCGGCGUGCAAGAGGAUGGUUCACGUGGCACGAAGCGCCCGUUCGACGUCAUGUUUGACUGGUUUUCAUGGGAUUAUCAUGACUAG
Fusarium poae is the source of this 1896-nucleotide messenger RNA. RefSeq lists its product as uncharacterized. The coding region runs from base 1 to 1896 and encodes 631 amino acids. Lineage: Eukaryota; Fungi; Ascomycota; Sordariomycetes; Hypocreales; Nectriaceae. The transcript has 6 exons. Gene Ontology annotation, molecular function: DNA-binding transcription factor activity, RNA polymerase II-specific; zinc ion binding; DNA binding. Gene Ontology annotation, biological process: DNA-templated transcription; regulation of DNA-templated transcription. The record is from RefSeq and is a predicted model, not a curated record.